GUAUGAUAAAACACAAUGCUCUAUGUAUUCAGAAACCUGCGCUUUCUCCUCUGUCGUCCUCAAAGGCUUCUUCUUUCCCUCUCUCUCUUAAACCCUUUUCUCCACGAUCCUUCUCUUCUUCGUCUCCAAUGGAAAAUAACGAAGCCAAUAAUGGUACCAAGUCUUCUGCUUUCCAGUUUAACAAGAGAAGAGCUGAAGGAUUUGACAAAGUCGUUAAGACUAAGAAGAAUCUCGAAAGAAAAACUCGCAAGCUCAAUCCCAACACUCUUGCUUACGCACAGAUCCUUGGAACGGGAAUGGAUUCAGAAGAUACAUCUUCUUCCGUAUUACUCUUCGUUGACAAACAGAGAUUUAUCUUUAAUGCUGGAGAGGGCUUGCAACGUUUCUGUACAGAACAUAAGAUUAAACUAUCAAAGAGACAGCAGGUGGACUUC
This is a messenger RNA of Thlaspi arvense, 434 nucleotides long. The record is from the annotation of a GenBank genome assembly. NCBI's taxonomy places the organism in Eukaryota, Viridiplantae, Streptophyta, Magnoliopsida, Brassicales, Brassicaceae.